AUGACGACAACACCACUCUGGUCAUCCAUCCUGUCCGCAAUUCCCUACAAAUUAGUGAGCGGCUUUUUAAUUCUGAAUAUAUGCAUAUGCAUCGCGAUUGCCAUAUCUCGGAGGAAGAAGCCCUCCGAAACAAUAGGAAUUUCGUCGAGUCCGGUCAAAGAGAAAGUCGAAAGGAAGCUUGGUGGUAGGCACCCUUUUCUCAGUUGUUUUAUUUUGAGCCUUUGGAUGCACGUUAACCCUCGACGUUCUCAUGUAGAAUGGAUUCCGUCUGAUUUUAAGAGGCCGACGGCAUCCCCUUACCCUGACUGGAAUACGAUGGGUUUGAGACGCAUGAAAUGGGAUGAAUGGAUCGAGCUUGACAACAAAUAUCUUCAAUACCAUGCCGACAAAGCAAGACGGAUAGAAGAACGUGGCGAGAAGUGCUGUCGCACAGCACCUGAAGCGAUGGACGGGGCAAUCGAACUGUUAGAAGAACUAUGUGAAUAUCUUCCUGAAAGAUACCCAACAAUGUUCAAAAAGACUCCGACAGGAAUAAGGAACACCGUAACAAGUGAGACCUUCAACAUAACUCAACGUCCGCUCCCCGAAGAUCCAAUGGCAACAGCAGCCAGACUAGUCCAAGACGAUCUAGCGCUGAUGAUUGAGCGCCCAGAUGGAGAGUACUACUUACUAGCAGGUGCAAUUCUCCUCGCGGGCUUCUGGCGGCUACGAGACAAAUUCGGCAUGCGACUAUCAGAAAUCCACAUAUCCGGCGACGUGCCGCAGUAUCGCGAGAAGCUAGAGCGAGGAAUGAUGAGCUUGUUCCGCCGAUUAAAGCCCGAAGAGCCCGUCGUACGAAACAACUACUUCAUCCAGGUUGAUGAUUGUGUGGCGUGGUCUUAUAGCCUCGGCUCGGAAGAUUCGCCGUCGCCAUCUUUUAACUCAGCUGAGAAGAACAAAGCUAUUGAGCAUCAUUUUUUCCGCUCGGAGCGGCAGUCCUUGCGACGGCUUCCGAGGUCUGGGGCUGUGGUCUUUACUAUUCGUACUUAUUUUGAACCUGUUAUGGGUAUUUCUCAAGAGCCACAUGUGCCUGGGCGGUUGGCGUCUGGUAUUCGCAGUUGGGGGGAUGAUGUUUCUCGGUAUAAGGGGAGAGAUAGAUUUCAGGAGGUCCUUUUAGAAUACCUGGAUCGAAAGCAUGCUGAACAGGUUGCGGAUGGGUUAGAUGUGGAGGGAAAUGAACGAAAGUAUCCAUUCUGA
Penicillium taxi is the source of this 1236-nucleotide messenger RNA. RefSeq names its product heme-dependent oxidative N-demethylase family protein. The record is from RefSeq and is a predicted model, not a curated record. Bases 1 to 1236 code for a protein of 411 amino acids. NCBI's taxonomy places the organism in Eukaryota, Fungi, Ascomycota, Eurotiomycetes, Eurotiales, Aspergillaceae. The transcript is spliced from 4 exons.